This is a messenger RNA of Scatophagus argus, 4169 nucleotides long. It is a transcript of the gene ccr12a, whose product is annotated as chemokine (C-C motif) receptor 12a. The transcript has 2 exons. Gene Ontology annotation, biological process: immune response; G protein-coupled receptor signaling pathway; chemotaxis. Gene Ontology annotation, cellular component: membrane. Lineage: Eukaryota; Metazoa; Chordata; Actinopteri; Scatophagidae. Gene Ontology annotation, molecular function: chemokine receptor activity. The record is from RefSeq and is a predicted model, not a curated record. The coding region runs from base 1043 to 2128 and encodes 361 amino acids.
GGCUCUGGGUCUCUGUAAAGCAUCUAGAGACAAUUUUGAGUGUAUAAGGUGCUAUAUAAAUAAAUUGAAAUUGAAAUGAACCAUCAGGAAUAAAGAGAGCAGUACAUUAGCUUAAUAAGACAGUUCACCCACAGUCAAAAAUACAUACAGUAUUUUUACUCUUACCUGGAGUGCUAUUUUUGUUGAAUGGAAACUUCUACCUUCAGUGUCAACAGUUUCCACUGAACGAAAGAGUUUAGAGAAACACAGAUGUGGGCAAACAGGAGAACCAAAACAGUUUCAGGUAAGAUGUGUCAUUUUUACCCAGGAGAUUUGCACUUGAGAGAUUUGCACACAUGCUAAAUUCAUUUCCUGGAAUUAUCUGUAGGGUUAUUAUUAAAUUGUCUAAGAGCAUUUAUAAUAUAUGCAAACAAUUCUUUUAUUUUGCUGCUAUCUCAAUCUAGUAAUGUCUCAUACUAGGCACUAUGGCAUACCGGAAAAAAUAAAAUAAGGUCUUGGUGCCACUGAGCAGGUCAAACAUUUUUGGAUCCCUCUGUAAUGAAUAACUGAAACCAGAGACAGAAACAGCAUGCAAACUUUCACCUUGAGUAAGACCAUUGUUGUAUUUUUGUCAUCAGAAAUAAAGAACAGCCAAGUAGCUCCUAUAAGCCACACAUGCCAGAUGUGCACAACACAGGCACACAGAAUGCAGAAUGUGCACUUGUUUCUGUUGGGUUUAAAAACCAUAUUGCAACACAUUAUGCAAAACAUAAACUCUCCUCAGUGUUAUGAAUCUAACUGCCGUUCUUUGAUGAAAAUAACUUAUGAGCCUGGGACACGGCACAUAAAUACCAGGGCAUGGGCCCCGGUAAAAGGGGACUGGUGACGGGCAUGUGCCACUCCAACUGCAGCACAUUAGUCUGUUUUAGUUCAGCCCUUUUUGGUGACGCAGGUUUUGUAAAACUCAGCUGCAGUGAACACUUUAGCGUCACUCAGAGCUUCUUGUGCUCCUUGUUAUCCUCCUUCCUCUGCAAACCUAGACUGCACUGGACAAUCCCCAGUCAUGAGCAAUGAAGAAGACCAAUAUUUGCUCUUCCUGGAUCUACUCGGUGAAAGUGAUAACACAACUGACAUGAGUUACGUGGUCAGUAAUAUUGUCCAGUUCUGUUCGAAGAAGAAUGUCAACCAGUUUGGUGCGAGAUUCAUCCCAGCUUUUUACUAUGUCAACUUCAUCCUGAGUUACUUUGGCAACGGACUAGUUCUGUUCAUUAUUUUCAAGUAUGAGAAGCUCAACACGGUGACCAACAUCUUACUCCUGAAUUUGGUCUUCUCCAACAUUCUCUUUGCCUCCAGUCUCCCCUUCUGGGCGACAUAUCAUCUGUCUGAGUGGAUCUUUGGCGUUUCUCUGUGUAAGAUAGUCAGCAGUGCUUAUUUCAUUGGCUUCUACAGCUCCAUCCUCUUCCUCACACUCAUGACAUUUGACCGAUAUCUUGCAGUGGUGCAUGCAGUCGCAGCAGCCAAGAGCAGGAAAAGGGCAUAUGCCAUUAUGGCAUCAGUGACAGUUUGGUGCGUCAGUAUUGUAGCAAGUGUGAAAGAGUUAGUUCUCCAAAAUGUCUGGGAGAGUCCCUCCAAUGGGCUGAUGUGUGACGAGUCAGGAUACCCUGGGAGCAUCAUGGAUCACUGGCGUCUGUUCAGUUAUUACCAACAAUUCCUACUCUUCUUCCUUCUCCCUCUGUUCAUGGUAAUGUACUGCUACAUCAGCAUCACUGUCCGCAUCCUGUCCACUCGCAUGAAGGAGAAGUGCCGCGCCAUCAAGCUUAUAUUUGUCAUUAUAUUUACCUUCUUUGCCUGCUGGACACCAUAUAAUGUCGUCAUUCUCCUUCGAGCUGUUCAGAUCUCCAGCACCAGUGAGAAUGAAGACUCAUGUUCGGACAGUUUGGACUAUGCACUGUAUGUGACCCGGAACAUAGCCUAUUUGUAUUGUAGCAUUAGUCCUGUGUUUUACACUUUUGUGGGAAAAAAGUUCCAGAGUCACUUUAGAAGGCUGAUGGCAAAGAAGAUCCCCUGUCUGAAAAGACACAUUAGCCUUAGCAGCCAGAGCACCAGAACCACAUCUCAGAGGACGCCACACUCUGCUUAUGAGUACUAGACAGACAGACAGACAGACACCAUCACUAGCAAUGAUGUACCCAAUCCCCCCAAACAUGAAAACCAAAUUUCUUCCAAGAUUGCGCAAUGUGAGCAGCAUAUCAGUCCAUCCAUCUUCUUCCGCGUCGUCCGGAACCAGGGGGCAGCAGCUUGAGCAGGAAUGCCCAGCCUUCCCUCUCCCCGGACACUUCCUCCAGCUGGACCCCAAGGCGUUCCCAGGCCAGCCAAGUGACAUAGUUCCUCCAGCGUGUCCUGGGUCUUCCUUGGGGCCUCCUCCCGUUGGGGCAUGCCCGGAAUACCCUCCAGGAAGGCGUCCAGGGGGCAUACUACAUACAUAUCAACUGCACCAUCUGUUCAAAAUCCUCAACUUCCACUGUAUCGACUGUUGGACCCUCUAUUCUCCCAUAUUCCCAUAUAUGGAACUGCUUCCUCACUGGACUGAGACCAGAUGUCAUGAUCUGCUGUCAAUGAGUCACAGUUUUUUUCAGUUUUCCCCUGAGGUUUUUGAGAAAAAGGAUUUUUUUUUUUGUGGCUUAAUUUUUGCUGAAGAAGAUUUUUGUUAUUGAACUUUUUUUUUUGUGGACUCCUUUGACCUGCCCCACCCCCCUGGUGGCCAUUUAACUGUCUCUGCAAAGCUUCCCCGUACCUUAUUAAUACAGUUUUUGCUCCUUAUUGACUUUGUCCCGUGUGCUGCAUUUGAGUCCAUAUAACUGCCCCAUUUCAAAGAGCAUGUACAUACCUACUGUUUUGGCUAAUGUGGGCAGAAUGACAGAUUGAAGCACAUGCAGUACAGGCUGAGAACGAGAUCAAGAAGAAGAAGAAGAGAAAGGACAAGGUGAACACUUGCUUGCUGAUGGCACAGAUACUAACCUUUGAGGUGACUCAAGGCAAAAGGCAGAGGAUGGCAGAGCCAGAGGUGGAAGAGGAUGCAGAAACAAAGGCUAUAGUGAUGGUUGUUUUGUCUGUGCCAAAUACUGCUCCAAGAAAGAAGGGAAAGCAUUGGACUAAGUGGUGGUGGAGCUGGGAAAAGGUUACCACAGGCAAAGAUCAACCAACAUGUGAGAACACCAAAAAUGACAGACAGAUAUUAGUGAUGCAAGCAAUUUCACAAGUGGCGACAAAAAUCAGAAGAAUGUGGGACAAAGAAGGGAUUCUAUAUGAAUUUGAUCAUGAAAGAUAAUCAAAACUGAGAAUAAGCUGUCGCUACAGAUAUUAGGUAAAUAUUAGGUAUAAUUUUUAGUUGACUCAGGUGCUGGUCAAUUUGUAAUAAUGUCAAAGGAAGUUGACCGUCACUGAGAAUGAGUGACAGAUUUGAUUUGACUGAAAAACGUUUGUUUUUACUGUCACUGUGCUGUCCUAUUAAUUUGCAUGGAAGAGAGAUGUGCAGACUAGGCAUAGUCUUGUGCAGGAUCUAUACAUAGUCAACUAGUGCAGAAAGCACACACAGGCACAGACUUAAAAUUAACAUUACUUGCUUACUAUACCCAGGAAGAAAUACUUAUUUUCAGGCUUUGCAUUGUCAGAAUUACAUUUACAUGAUUUUAAAAUGAUUUUAAAAUUUUGAUUUUGCAAUUUCAAUUUUCAAUUUUGUUUUAUGAUUUUUAAUGUUCUUAUACUUUACGAUCAGGUUUAAAAUGUUUCAUUGAGUGAGCAUAGAAUGCUCAAAAGAGGGACAUGUAAUGGAAAAAUCUAUUUUAAACUGUUUGAGUUUUGUUCCACUCACUACACUCUAAUACUGUGUGUCAUAGUUAGCGGAUACUAGGUGCUCCUGGCUUAUUUAGUUCCUCUAAACCUUGUAACUACACAUAAAUCCUAAGUCAGGGAGAGGUAGCAACUGACAAUUGAAUUUUUUACAGUAUGAGCAAGCAACUAACUAUUUAGCAAAGGCAGCAAGUUGACAGAUCAACGCUCUUACAUUCUCUUUUCUGUGUGUAAGAAACUGUAGAAAGAGUUCUUUUGUUUUUGUGCUAGCUGUGGAUGUUACUGAUCUCUGUAUGCAUUGGACCCAGUUGCGAGUCCUUAAAUAAAAUUGCACAAAGUCA